AUGAAUAAUAAAAAAAUGCAUAAGAUAAAACAAUUUGAAGAAAUUGAAAUUAAUGAAACAUAUAAGGAUACUCCAUCAUCGAAACAUGAAGACAGUUAGAAUAAUGAGAUGGAUUAAACCAGUAAUUCCAUUCAAUAGUAAGAAUUAGAGUAAAAAUAUGAUUUUAAUAUAAUACCUAUCAAAGUAACAAUAUUAUUAUAAUAAUUAGGUAGUGGCAUUAACUGUAUUUCUAUUUUUAUUGGGUAUUAUCUUUCUUAUUUUUGGACUUGUAUUUUUAAUCAGAAAUCCAAAUAAAUAUCAAUAAUACAUUUCCCUUUUGAUAGUAGGAGGAUUAAUGAUAAUACCAGGGAUUUAUUAUAGUUGCUUAUUAAUUAAAUUUAUUAAAGCAGACUCUAGAUCUACUUAAUAGAAGAUAUUAAAUGAACUUCCAAUAGAUUGA
Paramecium primaurelia is the source of this 439-nucleotide messenger RNA. The record is from the annotation of a GenBank genome assembly. Lineage: Eukaryota; Ciliophora; Oligohymenophorea; Peniculida; Parameciidae.